AUGGUGGGCAACAUCGGUGUCAUCACCACGACUAAUGGUAAACAAUGUUCCUACAUAAUGCUUUGUGGAGUUGUCAAAGUAUUUAGUGUUACGUUUUGUAUAGUAGAGGCAACGGCAUAUAUAAGCGCGGUAGCGGCAUUUGCCGUGGUCGUAUUGGUGGUGCUGCUGUUUCUCGGGAGGCGGUGGUGCUACUCCGCCGUCUUCGGGCGCAAGUGCUGCGAUGAUAUCCUCACCGUCAACGCCGCUGUGACAUCACCCGGCCUUCCUCUCGACAAUGCUCAAUUUGAUGCUUUGUCGAAACCGAACCAUUAUCCAGAACGCAUAUUCACGUUUGAAGCCUCCGACUCAGAUGAAGAGCUGCGCUUACGCAUACAACAGGAUAAAGAAGAGGUGGAAUGUAGAUACGAGGAGAAGAAUGAGAACCAAACACAAGCAAACGUGGAAGUUGAAGUCGUAGAAAACGCACUGCGGAAGACAAGCCUUCGGGAGACCAAGAUUGACGAGAUUGUGCCGCAGCGCGCUGAGUACAUCCAUACCUUGGAAGCGCAGAGCAGCGUCGAAAGUGAUGUCAUCGCUCACAAUGACACGUCUUUGCUUUGCGGAGAAAGCGGCAGCUCCCAAGAGCGUGGCUCCGUGGAACUGACGUUACUGUACGACGCGCCUGUAAGAAGUAUGACUGUGCACGUAUUACAAGCACGCACGUUGCCACAAAAGACGCAAGGACAAGUGCUACAAAGUCAGGUUCGAAUUGUGUUACUACCAUUGAAGAAACAAAAAUAUAAGUCGAAGAUUCGCAACGGAGAAAACCCUCAAUACAUGGAAAGUUUCGUCUUGCAUAAAAUUAAUCCGGAGGAUGUUCAUGGUCUGGGACUCCGUAUUAGAAUUUACGGAUGUGAACGAAUGCGCAGACAGCGCCUACUUGGUGAGGCGACCGUCAGCUUCGCCUCACUUAAUCUGGAACUGGAGAACAACCUGUGGUUACAGUUGACACCUCGUCAGCAUCAUCAGCCUAGCUUACAACUACCGAAGUUAGAUCUGAGUCAGUCGGUGCCUGGCGUGUUGGCGUCACCGUCAUCUAUGGCAACGGUGUCGCCGGGCGGUGAGGCGUGCAGUCUAGCGCGCUCUGACUCCGCAUCCUCAUGCUGCAGCACACGCUCAGCUCCUGAACUGCUGUUAGGCUUGCAGUACAACCCCACCACCGGACACCUAUCCGUUGAGAUCAUAAAAGGCACCCAUUUCCGUAAACUAUCUCCCAACAAGGCGCCGGAUACGUACGUUAAGCUGUGCCUCAUCAGCUCACUUGGCAUGGAGAUGGGACGCUGUAAGUCUACCACGCGCCGAGCUCAGUCCAACCCGCUCUACAAGGAGCUAUUCAUAUUCCAGGUGGCUCUGUUCCAACUGACAGAGGUGACGCUGAUGGUGUCGGUUUGGUGGCGGCGCAGCGUGAAGCGCAACGAGAUGGUCGGGUGGUUCUCGCUCGGACACAGCUCCUCCGGUCGCGAGGAGGAGCGCCACUGGCAGGAACUGUGCGAGAGACAGGGCCAACAGGUAACUAUAUACUACUCGAUCGUUUGUAGCAGCCAGUUUUUUGGGAGCUCUUAUUGA
This is a messenger RNA of Melitaea cinxia (Glanville fritillary), 1605 nucleotides long. It is a transcript of the gene Syt14, whose product is annotated as synaptotagmin-16. The record is from RefSeq and is a predicted model, not a curated record. Lineage: Eukaryota; Metazoa; Arthropoda; Insecta; Lepidoptera; Nymphalidae. The transcript has 9 exons. The coding region runs from base 1 to 1605 and encodes 534 amino acids.